AUGAUUAUUGUAUCCACAACAGGUUACUUUGUUUCAGUGUCAGGCCCGUACAUCGCUAAGAAUAAUGACGCCAUGAUAUUAACUCACAUUAUGUGCUGUAACAUUGAAGGUAUUCAAAGUUGGGUACAGGAGGAGGAUAUAUUUGUGGUCGAUCGUGGGAUUAGGGAUUCUCUGGAGUACCUAGAACAGAUGGGGAUCAAGGCCAAAAUGCCAUUAUUCCUAGCCAAAGGAGAUAAACAAAUGUCAACAGAGAAUGCCACCAGUCGAUUGGUGACAAAGAUACGGUGGGUUGUCGAGUCAGCCAAUGCCAGGAUCAAGCAGUGGCAUUAUCUAGGGCACAUUCUACCCUCUAGCCAAAUACCCUAUAUAGGAGACUUUGUCAGGAUUGUAUGUGCCAUUUGCAAUAAAUACCUGAAGCCUCUUGCUUAUGGUAACACUGAGGAGAACCAGGCACUUGGUGCAAAAAUGGUUUUUCUAUCAAAGCAGGUCAAUACCUUACAACACCAUGUUGAGGACAACCAUCUUGACCGACGCUCCGUUUGCUGGACGGAAAUAAAUGACCUGCCAGACUUCCCCCACGAGGAUGAGGAUCAACUCAGAUCCCUCACAUGUGGAAUAUACCAACUUCGUCUGUCUCCAUCUUAUGCUAAGGAGCACAUUGAAGGCGACUGUAGUAUCCAAGUACACAGAGAGGAGCCAGGCCUUCUACGCGUCAAAAUACAAAGUAGACAUGUGUCAGCUAGGUGCUACUUAUUGUGGGUCCAGUAUGAUGCCUGUGACAUCAAGGCUUGGUACUGUAAGUGCAGGGCUGGUGCUCGUGUCGUAGGCAUGUGCUCACAUGUUGCUGCAAUCCUGUGGUACUUAGGAUAUCCUCGCCAUCACAAGGAUGAGAGACUGGGUGUGCGAGACUGGGGGGAGUUUGUCGAGGAUGCCACAUUGGUUGAUGUCUCCGAUAGUUCUAGCGACAGUGAUGAAAAUGGACCAGAAGAGUAAAAGUGUACCAAGUAUGUCCUUUGUUGUUUGUAUAUGUACCCCCUGUUCUUUCACUUUAUAAUGCUCUAGUAAGAAAAGAGCCUGAAUUUAAUUGCAGAAACUUUAUUAAAGGGAUCACUUAUUUUUCUUAAAAGGAUUUUAUGUACAUUCUUGUUUUUUGAGAGAGUGGGAAAAAGAGCAUAACAGGU
Molecule: messenger RNA, 1181 nt
Organism: Saccostrea echinata
Lineage: Eukaryota; Metazoa; Mollusca; Bivalvia; Ostreida; Ostreidae
Exons: 3
Coding region: 1-993 (330 amino acids)
Molecular function (GO): zinc ion binding
Source: RefSeq, a predicted model, not a curated record